Molecule: messenger RNA, 2242 nt
Organism: Exophiala viscosa
Lineage: Eukaryota; Fungi; Ascomycota; Eurotiomycetes; Chaetothyriales; Herpotrichiellaceae
Exons: 4
Coding region: 233-2203 (656 amino acids)
Cellular component (GO): MBF transcription complex; SBF transcription complex
Molecular function (GO): DNA binding; protein binding; transcription regulator activity
Source: RefSeq, a predicted model, not a curated record
GUGCAUGAGCAAAGGAUGAUGCGCCCGUCAUCAGUUUGACAUUUGCGGACAGUAAUUCUACGCGUGAUUUCAACCCCUUUAUCAAACGACGCGUCUCUCCGGCUGCGCACGCGCAAAUUGAACUCAGCACUACCAACACUGACCUCACCGAUGCGGUAGUGGGAUUUGAACUGAAAACGCACGUCAGCUUCUCGCCUGACGCGUCGUUCCUGUGACCGUCAACAAACUCGCGAUGGCAAUCGACAAGAACAUUUUCUCUGCGACCUACAGCAAUGUUCCCGUCUAUGAGCUCAAGAUCGGCAAUGACCAUGUCAUGCGACGACGGUCGGACGAAUGGGUCAAUGCUACUCACAUCCUGAAGAUUGCCGGCUUUGACAAACCAGCAAGAACCAGAAUCUUGGAAAGAGAAGUGCAGAAGGGCGUACACGAGAAGAUCCAGGGUGGCUAUGGCAAAUAUCAGGGCACAUGGAUCCCUUUGACAGAAGGUCGUUCGCUUGCCGAGAAGCAUGGCAUAUUCGAUCGCAUCUCUGCCAUCUUCGAUUUCGUCCCCGGCGACAAAAGCCCACCUCCGGCGCCGAAGCAUACUACUGCUGCGUCGAACCGUCCAAAGCAAACCAAGCAGUCUGCUCCCAAGAAGGUGGCUGCGCAACCUGUUCAAUACUACCAACCGAUCGACACGUUCGACGGCGCAAACGGACAAAAUAACGCAACAGAGAGUCGUGAGCGCUCGCCCGAGACUGCAUCAUUCAUGGCAGACGAAGAAUUUCUCCCUCUAUCACAGAAUUCUGCUGCUUCAAGAAAGCGGAAACGAGAUCUGGAAGAAACGAUCGUCACUGCUUCGGAUCUCGACCACACCGUGUAUGGCGACGAGCUGCUGGAUUACUUCGUGACUGCUGGUGACGACCCUGCUGCGUCGAACAUUUUACCUCCAGAACCUCCUUCGGAUUUCGACGUGGAUAGACCGAUUGACAACCUCGGCAAUAAUGCUUUACACUGGGCAUGUGCAAUGGGUGAUGUUCAAGUUGCUCGUGACCUUCUCGCACGAGGCGCCAGCCCUGCAGCCCAAAACGGGAGUGCGGGAGAAACUCCAUUGAUUCGAGCUGUCUUGUUCACGAAUAAUUACGACAAGCGAACAUUCGCAAAGAUAGUGCAGGCAUUAUCAGGGACCAUUGUCGAGCGUGACUGGCAUGGGGCUACUGUUUUCCACCACAUUGCAGAGACAGCACGUAUCCGCGCAAAGUGGAACUGUGCGCGCUAUUACUGCGAGGUCCUGAUCAACAAAAUGCAAGAAAUGGGUUCGAACUAUGUUCAGGCCUUGCUCACCUCGGUCGACGCUCAGCAUGACACAGCAGCACUACGCGCCAUCCGCAAUGGUUGUGUAAAGGUGGCAACAUUUCUUCUGAACCACUGUCCGGAAGCAGGUGAUAUUCCAAACCUGAAAGGUGAAACCGCAAAUGAAUACCUGAGAGCACUACGCGAGAAGAAAGAAAGCCUGCAACAGCCUGGAUCGUCUCCACCACGUACGGGAGAGUCUUUCACUGCUAAGCAAGCACGACGGAAGCGUCAAAAAGAUGCUGUGUCACGUGCAGCUUCCCUGGUCCUCGAUAAGAUCGGACCCCUUAUGGACGAGGGCAGCUUCAGGUUGGCCGAUAUGUACGACUCGCAGAUGACCGAAAAAGACACCGAGAUCACAGAGGCCAAACAAGCAUUGACUGACUUUGAAGGCCAGCGACACAAGAUUCGGCAAGAAACGUUUCUUCUCAUGGCCAAGGUUGAAGAUGCUUCCAAGCUCCCUGCACUUCGGCAGGAGUACGAGGUGUUGCUGAACGACAUGCAGUCACUUCUUGAACAGAAAGAACACAACACGCUUCAGAACGAGAUAUUCCAGCAAGACCAGCAAGCCAACCCGCAAGCAUUCCGCUACACGAACCCUCAGCCGCUUAGUCCAGAUGAGGUGCGAGCGGCAUUGCCGUGGGCUGUCGAGCUGAACCAGCAACAGGCUAUGCGCCAAUAUUGGGUGAAGAAGAUUGCUCAGUUGAUGGGAGAGGCAGGGACAAGUGAGAAAGUGGGCAAACACAGAAAACUGGUGGCAAUAGCGACAGGCAUGAAGGAAGAUGAGCUUGACAAUAUGUCGGAAGAGCUGCUGGAGAGUUUGCAGGCCAAUCAGGGUCAUACGCCGCAAACUCCUCCGCAAAUGGUGUAAAGUGGUGUACGCUCAGAUGUUAUGUUUACGACAUGAACG